Messenger RNA from Achroia grisella, 2618 nucleotides. Its product is annotated as protein IMPACT-B-like. Gene Ontology annotation, molecular function: protein binding. Lineage: Eukaryota; Metazoa; Arthropoda; Insecta; Lepidoptera; Pyralidae. Gene Ontology annotation, cellular component: cytoplasm. The record is from RefSeq and is a predicted model, not a curated record. Gene Ontology annotation, biological process: regulation of translational initiation. Bases 42 to 836 code for a protein of 264 amino acids. The transcript is spliced from 6 exons.
GUCUAAAAUAUAAAACUGUUGCAACUACUACGAGAAAUAACAUGGAUACAGAUAAUUUAACGAAACAGGCUGAGGAGGUUGAAGCACUGAGUUCUAUUUAUGGAGAUGAUUGGACCACAGAGAGCGACAUAACUAAAUCAUAUUGUAUUCGCAUUGAAGAAAAUAAAAAAGAGGCAUUGUUAUAUGUGACAAUGCCACCGGAAUACCCGACGUUAUCACCACCUAAAUAUGAGUUGUCGGCGCCGUGGAUGGAUAGGAAAGCAAAAGAAAAUCUUCAUAAUUCUUUAGAUGAGGUAUACUUGGAAAAUAUUGGAGAAACAGUAGUUUACCAAUGGGUAGAGAAAGUAAGAGAAGUAUUACAAAGUAUGAAAUCUCUUGCCAAUGAAAAACAGAAUACUGCACCGGUUAUUGAGUCCUUAGAUAUGUCACAGCUGGAGAUAAAUUGCCCUGAAUUAACACAUGGUGAAGUAAUUGCAGACAGAAAGAGCUCAUUCCAGGGUCAUGCAGCUGAAGUACACAGUAUCGAGGAAGUCAAUGCCGCAAUUAUGAAAUUAAAACAAAACAAGAAAGUGUUGAAUGCAACCCACAAUAUGUAUGCAUACCGUAUUGAAAAGAAGACAGAUAAAGGUACAACUAUGUUGCAAGAUUGUAAUGAUGAUGGUGAGGCUCACGCUGGUGGCAGGAUGCUGCAUUUGCUGCAGAUAUUAGACCAGAAAAACACAUUUGUUAUGGUUUCAAGAUGGUAUGGAGGGAUCCAACUAGGUCCAGACAGGUUUCGUCAUAUAAACAACGCAACCAGACAGGUUAUUCAACAAGCUGGCUUACUAAAGAAAUGACAUUCAACUGCAAGUAGAUAAUUGCAAUACUCUUAUAAAAAUCUCGGCACUAGUGCCUUAGCUGUGUUCUGACUUUGACAUAUUUUCUAGAUCCAUAUAAGAUCUAUAUUUAUAACUGUCCUAAAUAUAUUUGUAAAGACCUUAGACAAGAAUAAGAGGUUUAAAUUUAUCAUUCGUAUCAAGAAUUAUAGUAUAGGUACAUUUAAUAGCCUAAUUAUAAUCAUUAUAUUUUUGCACAGCACUCUGUUAUACCAUUAAAAUGAUAAAGAUACUGACAGUCUUACAUCGCUGCAUAGAUAUUCUUAUAUAUGGAGGUUUUUCAAAUCAAUGAUUAUCUCGCAUAUUCUUUGUACUUAUAUUAAAAUACAUUAGAUCAAAUAAUCCCAUUAUAUAUAUUCUAAAAAAUUUAGGUCAGAGGAGUCGAAAUGACAAAAAUUUCAUGGUUAAGAAUUUAAUUACAUUGAGAAUUUUAAAAAAAUUUAGGAGUACGGAAAAUCGUUUUUAUCACUACCCUACCAAUUCGGCUGCCUACUUCAAUUGAGAAGAACUGGCAAGGAAUUCGACUGCAACUGGCAUUUUUUUUAGACGGUUAUUUUAAUCACCUAUCACAGACAUUAAUAAUUUAAUUUUGAAGGAGUAGCAACAGAUAACCCUAAUGUUUUUUCAUCAUCAAAUAUCAAUUACCAGUUGAAACGUGUAGUAUAACUGUUAAACGUUUAAUUCAAUUUGUUUAUUGAAACAUCGGUUAUAAUAUAUAGAUUUGAGUAAGUAAAGUAGUAUAGUGAUUAAAAUUGAAAAUAUUGUGAUACUUUUCUAAUAGUUUAUUUUAUACUAGUUGUAAUCUUCAUAAUUCGAUAUUUAAGUUCAUAUAUAACUUACUGUGUAUAUACACUUUUUUAGUAUCACUUUAGCUAGUGCUGAAGUGUUACUAAAAAUAUGGGAUAAGGCAUUUAAUCAACUUAAUUUUUUAGCAUUAGAAAAUGAUCAGAAUAUGUAUUUGCUUAUGGAUGAAAUUAAAAUUACAUUUUUUUGUAAAAAAAAAAAUUGCAUUGAAAUUAUGACAUUGACUACAAUAUAAUAAUUGUUAUUAUAAUUUACCAAGUUAAGGUCAUAAUUUCGAUUAUAAAUGACAGUAAUUCUGUAAUGUAUAAAUCUGUCUGCACUACUAUAACAUGAAAUUUCUGGUUAUGGAGUAAAUCUCCUAUAGUAAUAAAUAUAAAUGUCAGGUGAUGAUAAUUAUUAUAUACUAUACUCGUAGUUUUGUUUUAGAUAAGUUAUAAAUUACUAUUGUGUAAUUAAUUAUGCUGAGUUAUAUUAUUUUGUAUUACUGAUUAUUUAAAUUGUUUUCCUAAAUGUGACACGUAAAUAUAACCAUAAUUGUUAAAAUAAAACAAUGAUUCAACUAUAUACUAGUUUAAAUUUGCCAUGAUAAUAUUAAAUAAGUUUUAAGUAUACUAAUAAAAAUUGCAUUAAUGAGUAUAAAUAAUCAAUUAUAAUUAUUGGUAAAUAAAGGACUCCAUUUUCCUAGGUUGAUUAAAUGUCCAGAUUAAAUAGUAGGAGAUAAUGAUCUAGGAAAAGAUAAUUCAAAUUCCCAUUUAUUUACAGUUACGACUGUAUGCAUUGAAAUAGAGUUAGAACCAUAAUUAAAAAAUAAAAUAAUGAUCCUUUGACUACCCAUAUGUGUGUUUUAUUUGUAUUGAUUAGAGUUAGGGCAUAUCAUAUAUAUAUAAGCCAUGCCCAUCGGAACCGGCCUGUGGCGCCCUUUUUUUUAUUCAUAUAGUC